UUUACGACGCUGAAUUUAAAAAUAUUUUUAAAAUGGAGUUAGCUCCUACACCUCUAGAUGUUGAGGAAUUUAAAUUCAAAUUACAAUGUAGAUUAAGAGUUUUUCAAUCCAAUGAAAAAUUAACGCCAACAGAAUAUCCUAAUCUCAUCAGCGCUGCAAGUCUAUAUGGAUUAGUUUUCAUUGGAUGUCAGAAUAAUUUACAAAUAUUAUUUUCAAAUGAAAUUACAAACAUUAAAUCCAAAAAUGAAGUUGCAAGCUACAAGCAUCGAACAAUCAAUCUAUCAACAUCAAUAACUCACGUAGCUGUUAAUUGUGAUAGUAGUUUAUUAUGUAUUGUUACUACAAGGGAUAGUUGCCCAAUCGCUAUUAUUUAUCAAGUUACAAGUUUUUUAUCACAGAAUGUCCAGAUUGUUCAAGAAAUAAGACUAUCAGCAACUCCAAAUACUAGCGUAAUUGAAAUCGCUUGGAAUCCAAGUAUUCCUAAUGUAUUAGCCGCAUGCAUAUCAGAUGGAUCUGUGGUUGUAGUUGAUAUUAAUCCAAAUGGAAUUCAAUUAAAUUGUUUACCACCUCAAUCACAGUCUAAGUGUUUAUGUUGGAGUCCUAAAGGAAAACAAAUUGUAAUUGGAGCAUUAAAUGGUUCACUCUCGCAAUACAAGCCAGAUUUAAAAAUAGUAAAAACCUACCCAGGGCCACCAUUAAGUCAAACCCCCAACAAUAUUACGGUUGUAAAUGUAUUAUGGGUAACAAAUUAUCAAUUUAUUGCAUCGUAUCGUAGUUUACAAGAUAAUUCAACACCGCUCUCCAUAAUUGUUGUCAAUGUUCCAAAAGGUGCUCCAACAUCAUAUGUCAAUUUUGAGGAUAUAUGUUAUAGUAGUGGUAGUUUACAACAACCACGAUUUUAUUUUAUACAUCAACAAGUAUGGAACUUAGUGCUGACAGCAUCUGCGAAUAGCAUGGAAGUAGCUGUACUAGGUAUAUUAGAUGGUAGUGGUGGAACAUCAUGGCAACAAUGGAUCCAAUCAGAUGAAUCACGUGCGGAAUUACCAUUAUCUGCGUCCAAAGAAGAAACAUAUCCAAUUGGAUUUGCUUUUGAUACAAGUUCAACUUUGCAAUUACCAUGGGGUGAAAAUCAAGUAUUGCCACCGAUGCCUAUCUUAUAUAUUUUAUCACAUGAAGGUGUUUUAAGUGUAUUUAAUGUAAUUAAUUUGAAACAAGGUGUGUCUAUGAUAUGUUCACCUCCACAAGCUUGUCCAGAUCAAAGUGGAUUGCAAUAUUUUACUACAGAAAACUUAACACCUGUAAUUCAAUCUGCCCCUGCUACAGUUCAACCACCAGCAUCGAGUAUGAAUACUGUAGCACCUCAACCACAAUUUCAACAAAUACAGGCUAAUCUAACCAGUAAUCAGUUUACAAAACCACAACAACCGCAACAAUUACAGGCGAAUGCAACCAGUAAUCAGUUUGCAAAACCGCCACAACCGCAACAGUUACAGGCUAAUGCAACCAGUAAUCAGUUUGCAAAACCACAACAACCGCAACAAUUACAGGCUAAUCAAGCCAAUCAUCAGUUCCUACAAUGGCAAAAAUUACCAGACGAUAUUACAUCUAAACAACAACCAUUACAAACUAAUACACAUACAAUCAACCAACCAUCUGCACAAAUAGCAAAACCUUUUUCUUUUGCUAAUGCCACGUCAACUCCGAUAAUAAAAGAAUUUGGAGCUCAACCACCAAAAUCAAAUUUUUUUGUACCUAAUGUUCCCAAUAUUUCAUCUAAUACAAUUGCAAAUUCAACUGUUCAAUCAAAUGCUUCUGAAUCAACAAGGCCAAUAACUAAAGAUGUUCCAACUAUUGCAAAUGAAACUAAACCUAUAGAAAUACCUCAGACACAAUCAAAACCCGAUGAAACUGUACGAUCCGAGACUGCCGACAAUAGCUUUGUAUUUUCCUUAAUCAAUGAAGAAUUAAAAAAUUUCCAAUCAGAAAUCAAUAUAUUAUUGACUCGAUGCCGACAAAUAAAUAUUGAAGUAGGCAGCGAUAAAGAUAAAACAGAAUUAGUUGAGCGUUGUGAAUUAUUAGUGAAUUUUUUUAAUGAAUUAGUUGAAACUACAGCCACACAAAAAUCUGAAAUACAUUCAUUAAAACAAUUAUUAAUUGAAGGAUUUGCUUUACAAGAAGAGACUCAAUCACGCUAUAAACGUUUAUCUAAUCCCAAAUAUGUAGAAUUAUUUAAAACUCGAGAAAUUGAUCCAAUCAGUGAUAAAAAAGUAUCAGAAAUAAAACGAUUAUUAUAUUAUGUCGAAUCCCAACUAAAUCAAGUCAAUCAAAGCAUUGACGAAGAAUGGAAUGAUUUUCAAGAUUCGUGCCAACGUGUUGCUAAAAAUAUUUAUCAUACUCCAACGUUAGAAGCAAUCUACCAAUCGAUGAUCAAACAAAAUGAGAUUAUUUUACGACAGAAUUUUUUAAUUAAAGAUAUUAAAGCUCGUGUUAAAUCUCGUGCACGUAAACAAGAUAAAAUGUCAUUAUUAAUGAAUUUAAAAUCUGAUGCAGAUGUACCAAAUUUGGUUGAUAAUUUAAAAAAUUUGAAUGAAGAUAAAUUACGAGCGCUAUUAUUAUCAAAUAAAUUAACUCGAAUUACACCAAACAAACCAACAAAAAAUAAAUUAUCAAGUUCAAUACUUCCAACAAAAUUUGUAUCACCAAAAAAACAUAUUGAUUUAUUAUCUAGAAAACUUGUAUCAAUGCCAAUUGUGGAGACAACACCGAUUGCUGUUACAAAAAUAAUCGAUGAUAUGAAACCAGAAGUAAAAUCACAAAAUAAGGUUUCAAAGAAAUUAUUUGAUUAUUAUGAAAAUGUAACACCUCCAACGACACCAUUAAAAAUUGACAAUACAAUAACAUCCAUGGAUCAAGUGAAAAAUGUUGCUGAACUCAAUAUUAAAUCGGAAUCGAUUCAAAAACAAACACCCUUAUUUGGAAAUACGACACAAGGAACAAAAUUAUUCCAAACACCACCCUCUUCUAGCUUUUCUGCUGUACCUCAGAAUAGUUCAUCAUUUGGUACAUCAAAUGCUUUCCAAUUUUCGAUAGGAGAUAAUAAAUCAAAUCAUAAAACGGCUACUUCAAUCGCUGAUACUAAAAAUAAAUCAAAUGAAGGUUUUGCAUCAUUAACCAAUCAAAAAACUGAAAAUGUAACUGCAAAUACAUCUUCGUUUAGUUUCAGUGGUUUGGAUCAGUCUAAACCACUGUUUGGUGGUGCAGGAUUUGCUCCGAUAACAACGACAUCAUCAGCAUUUUCAAUGAAGCCAGGAAAUUCUUUAUUCGGAAACUCAACGCCCCUCUUUGGUGGUACUACAAUUACAUCCACUAGUGCUCCAACUUCAUCACCAUCGAUAUUUGGAACAAGUACUUCAGGUGGAUCAAUCUUCGGUAGUUCAAAGGCGACAUCAGCUGGAACUCCCACAACAGUAACAACAAGUACCGCUGUAUCAACGGCUCCAUCGAUUUUCGGUUCAACAAGUUCAUCGCUAUUCGGAAAUAUAUCAAGCCCUAAUAAACCUGCUGCAACACCAUCUGCAGUGACCACAAGUCCUACUAAUACCUCAACUCCAUCUAUUUUUGGUAACAUAUCAAGUACACCAUCAAAUCAAUCUCUAUUUUCGGGUACAAAAACCAGUACACCUGGUUUUGGUUUAAAUACAAACACUUCUACAUCGUUUCAAUUUAUACAAAAAACCGAUGCAAAAAUUACUCCAUCGAGUGUUGGUAAUAAUACAAUUUCCACAAGUUCAUCUGAAGAAUUGACAAAAACUGAUGAUCAAAAAAUUGCAACUUCAUUCGCAUUAGCAGGAGGAAAUAACGCUGUAACAACGACAACAGCUACAGUAUCGUCAUCUGCAGUGAAUUUAACAUUUGGUAAUACGAGCUCGAUAACGACGACAGACGCUGGAGAAUCUAAAACACCAACAGUUACAACCGCUACCGCUACCGCAGCACUUUCAUUUGGAACAACAGCAAUAACAACAACACAAUCGGCAUUUACUACAAACACUAAACCAAUGCAGUCUUUAUUUGGAGGAGUGAGUUCUACAACAACACAAUCUUUAUUUAAUUCACCAGCUACUUCAACGACAACACAAUCGUUGUUUAAUGCAUCAAGUACUGCAACGACACAGUCUUUGUUCGGUACACCAACUACGUCAACAACGCAGGCACCAUUUAGUUCGCCAAGUACUACAACAACACAGUCUAUUUUUAGUACCCCAAGUACUACAGCGACACAAUCAUCAUUUAGUGCGCCAAGUACAACAACGGUACAAUCCCCAUUUAGUGCCCCAAGUACUACAACAGCGCAGUCUCCAUUUAGUGCCCCAAGUUCUACACCAGCUCAGUCUCCAUUUAGUGCACCAAGUACCACAUCGACGCAAUCUCCAUUUGGUGCGCCAAGUACUACAACGACUCAGUCGCUAUUUAGCACACCAAGUACUACAACAACGCAAUCUCCAUUUGGUGUGCCAAGUUCUACACCAGCACAGUCUCCAUUUGGUACACCAAGUACUACAGCGACACAAUCUCCAUUCAGUGCCACGAGUGCUACAACGGCUCAAUCUCCAUUUGGUACACCAAUUACUACAACCACCCAAUCUCCAUUUGGUGUAUCAAAUUCUACACCAGCUCAGUCUCCAUUUACUGCACCUAGUUCUACAACAGCGCAGUCUCCAUUUGGCGUACCAACUUCAACAGUAUCACAAUCUCCAUUUGGUACAACAAGUACCACAACAACGCCAUCUUUAUUUGGUGCGUUGAAUACAAACACUACAACACAAUCUUCAUUUGGAUUUGGAUCGUCGACUCAGAGUUUUGGUUUUGGAAACUUAUCAGUUUCAUCUACGAAUGCAACAACUUCAGCACCAAACAAUUCAUUCAAUUUUGGUAAUUUAACUGUCUCAGCUUUAUCACCACAACCAUCUACAACAAAUAGUGGCGCAGCUGUUGUAUCGACGUCAACAGGUGGUGCAUCAACAUUCAGUUUUGUAAAUUCAGCACAAUCAAAUCAGACCACACCUCAAUCAAAUUCUGGAUUUAGUUUUAGUCAAAAUAUUUUUAAUCAAACACCUGCUACAACAGCUAAUCAAAACACAUUUAUGGGCUCACAAAUAUGUAGCCCAUCUGUAUUUAGUCAAAACACAUCAGGUUCUGUAUUUGGUCAAGUAAAUCAAACACAGCAACAAACAGGUGGAAAUAUUUUUGGACAAAAACCUUCCACUGAACAACAAUCGGUGUUUGGUGCCACAAGCAAUACACAAAAUACUGGAUCGAUAUUUGCAAAACCAACUAAUUCGAAUUCAGUUUUUGGACAACAAACUACUAAUAUAUUUGGAGCUAAACCGUCUACACCUGCUUUUGGGCAAGCACCAGCAUUUGGUGCAAAACCUACUUUUGGUAGCCCACAACCAUCUAAUAAUAUAUUUGGUAGCCCACAAACAAAUACAAACAGUAAUUCACCAUUUGCUAAUCAAAAUACAAAUCGUAGUGUUUUUGGAUCAUCGCAAUUCAAUAACACAUUUAAAGCACCUACUCAGCAAAGUCAACCAAUAACUGGUGCAUUUAGCUCAGGUGGCCAAUCAAUCAGUCAGUCUGGAUUUGGUUCACCGACAGCAUUUCAAAAACCAGCCUCUGGAUUCGGAUCACCACCUGCAUUUGGAUCCCCUCCGGCAUUUGGAUCACCCCCAACCUUUGGAGGUUCUCCUACAUUUGGUUCACCACAAAAAGUUUUUGGAGCUUCACCAACACCAGCUGCUGCACCUGCUUUCGGAUCAGUACCACAAAAUUCGACAUUUGCAAACUUAGCAACACAAAAUACAGUAGGAUUUGGUAAUCUAGCUCAACAAUCAAAUAUACCGCAAACGCAGACAUCCACAUUUAGUGGGGGAAAUGCCUUUAGCAGUUGGAGAUAAAAACAAAAUAACCAGCCGUACUGAUACGUUUGUAAUUAAUAAGUAAAUUUUUAACUAUAUGCCACUAUUAAUAGUGAUACCAUUAGUUUGUGUCUUGAAAAUAAUUUUUAAUAAAUCAGCAAUUUUUUUGU
This is a messenger RNA of Chrysoperla carnea, 6088 nucleotides long. RefSeq names its product nuclear pore complex protein Nup214-like. Gene Ontology annotation, molecular function: protein binding; structural constituent of nuclear pore. The coding region runs from base 33 to 5957 and encodes 1974 amino acids. Lineage: Eukaryota; Metazoa; Arthropoda; Insecta; Neuroptera; Chrysopidae. Gene Ontology annotation, cellular component: nuclear pore. The record is from RefSeq and is a predicted model, not a curated record. The transcript has 9 exons. Gene Ontology annotation, biological process: RNA export from nucleus; protein import into nucleus.